Drosophila willistoni is the source of this 750-nucleotide messenger RNA. RefSeq lists its product as uncharacterized. The record is from RefSeq and is a predicted model, not a curated record. Lineage: Eukaryota; Metazoa; Arthropoda; Insecta; Diptera; Drosophilidae. The coding region runs from base 1 to 750 and encodes 249 amino acids. The transcript has a single exon. Gene Ontology annotation, molecular function: nucleic acid binding. Gene Ontology annotation, biological process: DNA integration.
AUGUAUAGCGAUAACGGGCGCAACUUUGUUGGUGCAGAACGUGCACUAGACGAAAUGGUACAGCUUCUCGCUUCACGCGAGCACAAUGAUGUCGUUUCAAAAGCCCUUGCGGAUCAAGGCAUCAAAUGGAAUUUUAUUCCUCCAUAUUCACCACACUGGGGUGGUAAGUGGGAGUCGGCAGUACGCUCGGUUAAGCUGCAUUUGCGACGUGUAAUAGGAACCAACGUCCUCACCUUUGAGCAGAUGCACACACUGCUCUCGCAAAUAGAAUCUGUCGUUAAUUCGCGACCAUUGUGCGCAGCAUCGGAUACUGAAAUUGCCUACCUGUCACCGGCACAUUUCUUAAUUGGCAGAACAUAUACAGCAGUUCCUGAAGACGGCUAUUUGCAGAUUCCGACCAAUCGAUUGAGCUACUGGCAGCAUGUUCAAGCAAUGCUUCAAGGAUUUUGGAAGCGUUGGCAUCAAGAAUACUUGACAUCGCUACAACAGCGCCCGAAAUGGACCACCAAGUUACCAAACAUUGCGAUCGGUAAUCUUGUACUGAUCAAGGACUCUAACGCUCCUCCAUCGGCAUGGCUCUUAGGACGGGUAACUCAGGUGUUCACAGGAGCUGAUGGCCUUGUCAUAGCGGUUCAGGUUCUCACCAAAUCAGGACAAGUCACUCGCCCUAUCACAAAGAUUGCAGCCCUACCGGGUUCAGAAACGGAGUUUCAGGGGGGGCGGGAUGUUGAGGAACCAAUUGUCAUUUAA